Molecule: messenger RNA, 4651 nt
Organism: Pecten maximus
Lineage: Eukaryota; Metazoa; Mollusca; Bivalvia; Pectinida; Pectinidae
Product: conserved oligomeric Golgi complex subunit 5-like
Biological process (GO): intra-Golgi vesicle-mediated transport
Cellular component (GO): COG complex
Source: RefSeq, a predicted model, not a curated record
AUAAUAGUUUAUCUUCCAAAUAAGUGAAAAUAGAUACGUUGAGUAUAGAUAAGGUUUUGUAUUUAUAAUUAGUAUUAUUUACAUAGUUUCGUAAGCAACGUUGCAAAACGGAAGUAGAAAUAUCCAACAUGGACGACAAGUUACUGCGGCAGCUUGAGUCGGACGAUAUUUUUAGUCAGUUCCUGGAUGCAACUUUUGAUGUGAAAGGAUAUGCCAAUAAAACGAUCCAGGGACAGGCAAUUGCAGAGCAGUUGUCAAAGUUAGCUGAAGGAAUAGCUCUGCUUGAUAGGGAAAUCCAUUCACAGAUUGUGGCCCACCAUGAUGACUUGCUUUCACAGGCAACAGGGGUUGAAACGCUGGAAGGAGUUCUACAGAUGAUGCAGACGAGGAUACAGUCACUACUCGCUGCAAUGGACAGGGUCAGAACAAAGGUAUCAGAACCAUUCAACAAGAUUUCAGCUAGGACAACACAGCUGAGAAAUUUACAGGAAACAUGUGAUUUACUCAGGAGAAUAAUCCGAAUUAUGUACCUCAGCAAGCGUCUUCACAGCCAGCUGCAGGGAGGGGCAAGGGAGAUAACCAAGGCAGCACAAAGUCUCAAUGAAUUGGAUUACAUAUGUGAAGGAGUCGAUUUUGCCGGUAUAGAAAUAAUAGAACAGGACAGGAGAUUUAUCCGAGGAGCUAGGAAGGACGUAGAAACACAGGCCCAGAAGAUGUUAGAUCAGGGACUGGAAACUCAGAAUCCAACACAGGUGGCGACCGCACUUCAAGUGUUCCAUAACCUGCAAUGCCUGCACCACACUGUGGACAAGGUGGUGCAGGGCUGUAAAGAGGGGCUACACAAGAACAUCCGCAGCUGUCUCGACAUGCAGGCCCUCAGCCAACAGCAAUCUUCGGCUAUUGGCUCCAGAGGUGGACCAGGAAAAGCGUCUAUGCCUGUCACAGGGAACACAGCAGCCUUCCGGGCAUUACUGUGGACCAACAUGGAGAAACUCAUGGACAGUAUAUAUGCUUCCUGUGCUCAGAUUCAACACCUCCAGAAAGUGCUGGUGAAGAAGCGAGACCCUGUAACUCAUGUGUCCUUCAUAGAAGAACUGGCAAAGCACCAGGAAGGAAAGGUUAAUAUCAUACAGGACUUCUGGGAGAGUAUCACCAAGAUGUUGACGACAGAAUUUACUGAGGCAUCGGAAGGGUCUAUGUUUCUCAAGCAGGCGUUUGAAGGAGAAUACCCGAAGCUGCUGCGACUGUACAACGACUUGUGGCGCCGCCUACAGCAGUUUAGUCUCAACGCUGCGUCACACGUGUCUGACCAUCUAACGACUGAUGAGGGCGGGGAAGAAGACCUGUUCCUGCAGGCCAACAGGAGGGACAAAUAUGAUCCUGAGGCAGCUCUGAGACUGACUCUGGCUAAGUUUGAGAUGGCCUACUUGUCAAAGUCCCUCUCACGACUCUUUGAUCCCAUCAACCUCAUCUUCAGCAGCAGCAGCAAUAUGAAUCCUCCGACAGCCUCGGAGGUGGAAAGUGUAGUGAAAACUAUUGUAAGUGAACUGAAUGUCGCCAGUGUUGACAACAAGUUAUGUGUGACGGUAUCCAAGAAUGUGGCCAAAACUAUUGAACUUUUCUGCAACAAGAGUGAACAGCUGCUUGCCACUGAUGGUGAGGCUAGCCAGGUGAUCGGACUUCCUACCCACGGACAAAGUCGUAACUGUGCUGUUGUAAACACACUUUACCUGCUACACCAGUCCAUUUCAAAGGUCUUAGCUGGCCUGGCAAGUUAUCCCCAAGAAGCCAUAGAAAGCAUACAGAAAGCUUUGGAGGUGACAGUCGGCCUGAUGAGUGCUGCCGUAAAUCCUCUCUUGUCCUCUAUCUCCGACGCUGUGGAGGCCAUCAUUCUCACCAUGCACCAGGAGGAUUUCUCAGGGGCGAUGCCUGCAGACAGUCAGAAAGAGGCUCAGUGUUCUCUAUACAUGCGAGAGUUACAGGACUUCGUAGCCAGGUGUCAGACGGACUACCUAUCUCAAUACGAAUGCCAGGAUUUUAUCGUAGAAAGCAUCAAGCCAAUAGCAAGUCGAUGCGUGAUGCUCUUUGUUAGACAUGCAAGUCUAGUGCGCCCCUUGGGAGAGGGCGGGAAAAUGAGGCUAGCUGCUGACUUUGCACAGAUGGAAUUGGCAAUCUCCCCUUUCUGUAAAAGGGUGUCCGAUAUUGGCAAAGACUACAGGCUUUUAAGGGCUUUCAGGCCAUUGCUGUUCCAGACCCCUGAACACAUAUCUAGAAGUCCGACGCUAGGCGAAAUCAUCCCAUACAGCACAUGUCUACACUUCUUGUUUGCCAGAGGGGCACCUCCGGAACUGCGAUCUCCACAUGUUGCUGCCGAUUGGUCAAUUAGCCGAUACUCACAGUGGUUAGAUAGCCAUCCUUCUGAGAAAGACAGACUCACACUCAUCAAGGGGAGCUUGGAAGGGUAUGUCCAGCAUGUUAAGUCACGACAAGGGAAGGAGUUCACACCAAUAUACCCGAUGAUGUUAGAACUUUUACAGAAAGGUCUCCAGAGCACAGCGUAGCAGCAAUGUGGCAUGAUAACCUGGUGUGUGUGAUAAUCAUGCGUGUGUGUGGUAAUAGUGUGUGUGUAUGUGUGAUAAUCGGUUAUGUGUGUGGUAAUCUGGUGCAGCCUGUCAUGUAUGAAUGCGAUACGGUGAGCUUCAUAGUAAAUGUUUGCGAAAAAUACAUUAUCAUUAUUGCGGUAUCUCAGAAUAUAACUCCUGAGGGAGCAAACUCGUUUUAUAGAAACGUGGGAUAAAAUCAGUUUUAGUAUGUUGGAUAAAGUACCUGGGAAACCAGAUUUUGUCCAUCUAUUUGAAAAUCUUUUGGAAUCUCUCAUUAAAAUGCGUCAAGCCAUAAUCUUAUUCCGGAAGUUGCUAUGAUGUUUAUCCAAUACAAGUGUGUUGUUAGUCGUGUGUAACGUUUGUCCAAGAACAGAGAACAUUGUCUACCCUAUGGAAGCAGAUCUAGAGUAGAUGCUGAUGAACUUAACAAGCGAGGUGUUCAAUAUUUUGUAUUUCAGACAUCUCUGUAGGAAAAGUUACAUAUCUUAUAGACCAUUUAAAUAGUGGCUGACCUACAUAAGAUAAAAGGUUACUGAACUGUAGACAUUAUUUAUGAGACUGUGAUAUGCUGUAGGUGGGAGCUUAUUUGAAUGUGUUAGAGAAGUGUUUUAAUGUCAACUUGUCCAAUACAUAUUGCCACAACUAGGGACCAAGGGAACCUAUUCAUAAGUUUGAGGAAUAUCCCUCCAGUACUUUUCAAGAAGCGAUAAGGAUUGUUUACAGACAGACGGAAGACAAUAUUUAUGAGAGUCUGUUUUUGAUAUACUAUAUGUGGGAGCUGAUUGGUGUGUGUUAGAGAAGUGUUUAAUGUUAGAGUCUGUCAUAUUGUCCCAGAGAGAUUUAGUGAAUGAAAAUUGUGAAAACAAGUUGAAUGUAUGAAACUACAACAUGGCAGUGUACUUUGAUCUGUGGUGGCAUCUGUUAACAAAAUUACUCAUUUAACUUGCUAUAAAACAUACGUAAUAACAAUAAGUUGUAUUUACAUUCUGGAAUCAUUGUUAGUCCCUACCUAUUCCAUGAGGCCAACUUGAUUUGCACUCUUCUCCUUCUAGAAUAUAACUUCCGGUCACUCGAUUUGUAGCUCUUCUGCUUCUGGAAGAUCUUCUACCUCUUCCGUCUUGAAGCUGAUGGCCGUAACCAUGUUUAAGUGUGCGAGUGAUGAGUUUCACUAGAGAAGGAUUUAUGGCACAUACAUGCACAGGUUUGUGUCACAGUGAUCGAGAAAACUUAAAAACUUAUUUGUUUUGGGUUAUGUUCUUCCGGUUUACUCGAUUUACAUACAGAAUGUGAUCUUCCUGAGAAGGCUUCUCUUCCGAGAAGGUUGCAAAUCGAGUUGGCCUCCGGGGAGCCUCAGGGCUCUAUCUCCUACACUUGUCACUUGAACUUCAUACUUGGUUCAUGGGUUCACCUACAUGAGGCGUUAUACCAUGUACCAAAAGUAAGUCAUUCUGACCUACAUUUUGACCUUUGACCUACAUUAAAGAAAGAGUUUGUCUGGGCCUGAUCUGCUGCUCUUCUUGUCACUUGAAAUUUACAUGGGGUUCACUUGUAUUUAACUUCUGAUAUCGCAUGUUUACUAAAAUUAUUAAUAUUUCUGAAUUCAUUAACAUUAAUACCAGCAACUGCAAUUUGAAUGCGGUAGGUCUGUCAAACUGUGAAUGCAGAAUUAGUUCCAACACAAAUUCAUCUGUUUUCUUAGCAUAUACAUAUGGUGGGGGACUAAUUGAUACUCUUCCCAGAAAAAUAUUGACUAAAUAAAAAGAUGAAUAAGGAACUUAUUCAGGUAUUUUUUUUAGUAUGUGUAUUAAAUACAUAUAUGUAUAUUGUUUGUGAAUUGAUGUAAAAAUGUACAAUUUGUGGGUUUGUGUGCAAAUAACAUUUGUGCAAAAUAAAUUUAAAUAAUGUUUAUCCUAAAACAUGGGAGUGCUGAAAGCUAUUUACAUGUAUACCUGAAAACUGUGAUAAUGGUUUUGAAUUAGUAUUUAUGGUAAACUAUGGCGAUACCUUUUUUAUUAAAAUAAAAUAAAGGUGGAAUCACCUAAAAGGUA